AUGGCACCAGACAUGAAGUUCCCAUUUGCUGAUGCACCUAGUAUAGUUCAGGCGCAUCAAAAGGAUGAUACUGUGGAAAACUUGCUGUUACAAAAGAUCCAGGAUGUACUACGGAAAGUUAAGGGACAACAGUUCACUAACAGGUAUGUUAGUGAGAUAAUGAUCCUCAGCAAGUUGAUAUACUUGUCAAUUACAACACUAAGGUAUAGGAGAACGCUUGGAGAAGAGUACGUUGAUUUGGCGUAUGUUGAUAGGCGAGGAAAAGGUGUUGCGAGACUCCUGCGAAGGAUUGGUUUCGCUAUCAGUUAUUGUGGGGUACCGUGGAUAUUAUCGAAAGUAUUCUACAAGUAUAAGCUCAAUGAGAGGGGAUCUGGUUUCUUGAAAGUAUUCAAUGGCAAGAGUUUCAGGGACAUCUUGGAUUCCACUUUGAAUUUGCACUUAAUUAUAUUCUACUUGAGCGGACAGUAUUAUGAUAUCUCAAAGAGAAUAUUUGGAAUGAGAUAUGUGGUUGGCCAUGAAAUGAACAAGAAUGAGGUAGAAUUCAAGAAGAAGUCAUCGCAAAACUACAAGAUUCUUGGUUUUAUACUUGGUAUGCAAUUAGCUUCUAAGCUUUUACCGCAGAUUGCAGAAUACAUCGCUGACAGAAUUGGAACAGAUGAUGGGAAGAGCCACAAGAGUUUAAGUGCAUUAGCUAAAAAACACACCUCAAAAGAUCUUAGCGAUCUAGAAGUCCUACCUUUCAUCAAAGAGGAUUCACGUAAGUGUGUUUUAUGUCUUAACUAUAUGCUGGAUCCCAGCGCGACUCCGUGUGGUCACCUUUUCUGCUGGGAUUGUAUCAUGGAAUGGACGUUAGAAAGACAGGAGUGUCCAUUAUGCAGGCAAAGGUGUCCGAGACAGCUGACGAUACCUGUUAGAUAA
This is a messenger RNA of Kluyveromyces lactis, 918 nucleotides long. RefSeq names its product ubiquitin-protein ligase peroxin 10 (gene PEX10). Gene Ontology annotation, molecular function: zinc ion binding. Gene Ontology annotation, biological process: protein import into peroxisome matrix. The record is from RefSeq and is a predicted model, not a curated record. Bases 1 to 918 code for a protein of 305 amino acids. The transcript has a single exon. Lineage: Eukaryota; Fungi; Ascomycota; Saccharomycetes; Saccharomycetales; Saccharomycetaceae. Gene Ontology annotation, cellular component: peroxisomal membrane.